UUUGUAAGUUAUUUUUAGAAAAAUACAUAAAUGUUAAAUGUCAUUCCCUUUUUUACUUGUAGGAUGCUACCCUGAAUGUCCGGAGGAUAAACCAAUUUUUGAUGAGUCAAGCCAAGAAUGUGUUAAAUCAUGUCAAUCCACUACGACGACCACAACAGCUACUACACCCAGAGAAACUCCUACAACUACACCGUUUACUUCUACACCCACAGAAACGCCUACUACAACACCUACUACUGUUACUUCAACAACACAGUUUACUUCUCCAACUACAGAGACCCCUACCACAAUACCAACCACUACAACAACUACUACCACUACAUCUACAGAAACCCCUACCACAACACAUACAACAACAAUAACAACAACAGAAACUCCCACCCCACCUACUACCACAACGCCUACCACUACUACAACUACUACAACCACAGAAACUCCUACCACAACACCUGCUACUACAACUACUAAAACCACAGAAACCCCUUCCACUACCACUACAACUACUACCACUACAACUACUACAACUACAACUACUACAACUACAACUACAACUACAACUACUACCACAACACCUAAUACAACUACUCCCCCAUGUAUUAGCCAAUGCCAAUGGUCAGACUGGUACAAUAUACACAAUCCCGAAUUAGACAAAAAUGAUUGGGAAACAUAUGAAAACAUUACAAAAAAAAAUUCUUCAUUUUGUAAAAACCCCAAAGAAAUUGAUUGUAGGUCCUUUGAUUUUCCAGAGAAAACUCUAGACCAGUUUUUGAUUGGCACUAAACAAGUUGUCACAUGUGAUGUGAAAUAUGGCUUAAUAUGCAAAAAAGAAGACCAGAAAAUUCCAAAAAAAUGUUUUGACUACAAGAUUAGAGUAUGCUGUCCAGUAACAUGUGUGCCUACAACUCCAUAUACUAGUACCACUACAAGUACAGAAACCACUACCACAACACCUACCCCUACUACACCUACCACAACCCCAGAAACUCCUACCACAACAUCUACAACCACUACAACUACAACUACUACAGAAACCCCAACCACAAAACCUACUACCACUACAACUACAGAAACACCUACCACAACACCUACUACUACGACUACUACAACUACAGAAACCCCUUCCACUACCACUACAACUACUACAACCACAGAAACUCCUACAACACCUACCACAACUACAACUACUACUACAACUACUACAGAAACACCUACCACAUCACCUACUACUACUACAACUACUUACUACCUCAACAACAGUAACUCCUACCACAGCACCUACCAGUACUACAACUACUACAACCACAGAAUCUCCAAGUACAACUCAUACUACGACAAUUUCAGUUCCCACGACUACUUUUCCAUCUACCUUGGCAACAAGCAGUCAAAGUUCAACUUUCAAGAUAAUUACCGGUCCCACACAAACACCGAUUACCCAUGUUACCAAUCCUGUGCAUCAGAAUACUACAACAAAAGCUACCACUAUAACUACAACAACCACAGAAACCCCCACAACACCUACCACUACUACAUUUACUACCACUACAACUACAGAAACCCCUACAACAACACCUACUACAACAGCCACAGAAACCACUACAACCACACCUACUACUACACCUUCAACCACUACCACAACAUCUACAACCACUACAACAACUACUACAACUACAGAAACCCCACCCACAACACCUCCUACUACGACUACUACAACUACAGAAACCUCUACCACUACAACUACUACCGCUACAACUACUACAACCACAGAAACCCCCACAACACCUACCACUACUACAACUACUACCACUACAACUACAGAAAUCUCUACGACAACACCUACUACAACAGCCACAGAAACCACUACAAUCACACCUACUACUAUACCUUCAACCACUACUACUACCACCACAACAACAGAAAAAACCCCUACAACACCUACUACUACACCUUCAACCACUACUACUACAACUAUCACAACCACAGAAACCCCUACCACAACACCUACUACUACUACUACAACCACAGAAACUCCUACCACAACACCUACUACUGCUACGACCACUACAACCACAGAAACCCCUACCACUACAACUACUACCACUACAACUACUACAACCACAGAAACCCCUACAACACCUACCACUACCACAACUACUACCACUACCACUACAGAAACCCCUAG
Molecule: messenger RNA, 2179 nt
Organism: Oryzias melastigma (Indian medaka)
Lineage: Eukaryota; Metazoa; Chordata; Actinopteri; Beloniformes; Adrianichthyidae
Product: GATA zinc finger domain-containing protein 14-like
Exons: 3
Coding region: 38-2179 (713 amino acids)
Source: RefSeq, a predicted model, not a curated record